Molecule: messenger RNA, 804 nt
Organism: Aureobasidium musti
Lineage: Eukaryota; Fungi; Ascomycota; Dothideomycetes; Dothideales; Saccotheciaceae
Source: the annotation of a GenBank genome assembly
AUGCAACCCUUCAACAGACUCGCCGGCGUAGAAGAAGUCUCAAACAUUCAAAACCAUCCACCACCACCUCCAAUCCCCGAUAUCGAAUCACAACCAGCACACAGCCUGCACUCCCGACCCUCACGAGCUUCUCUGCCCGUAAACCGCAAACCCAGCAGACGCACUCUGCACGAACAAUCCAGUCGCAACUCCCUGCGAGCACCAAGUCUACAUCCCAGUCUUCUGCCACCGAUCACACAAUGGCAAGGCAUUCCCAAUGUAGACUACACGGCUAGUGCACACAGCCACGACACACAUUUGGAUGAUGAAUUGCCUUGGGGUCCUUCGCAUCCUUGUUUCCCGCAUUUGAAUCCUCAUGUUGCGCUUUCAUCGCCUGUUCACGCAAGUACUCGUGUCAUCAGAAUACAGCGAGACUGGUUGGCUGCAGGAGACCUCUACCCAGCCCUUCAGAACCUAUAUCCCGAGAUUCUGGACUUGUGGAUGUCUGAAUCCGAAUUCAGAAACGUUAUUGAGACGUUGAAUCCCAUGUUGAAACAUGCAUUUGAGCCGAAUACUUGGGCCAGUUGGUUUGAUGCUCUGAUGGGCGUUGCGACUGGAUUCUUGUGGGACAACUUUGGCUGGACUGGGGUCAAAAGAGGAGUAAGAGACAUGGAGAGGUGGGUCGAGGGUUGGAACACUGAGGCUGAAAGGGAAGGUAGAGAAGUCAGGUUGAUUGAUCUGAGAAGGACGGGCUUUUUGAGUCUUGAUAUCCAGAUACCUGAUCCGCAUAUUGACGUCGGUGAUGGGGAGGUCAUGUCGAUGUGA